Molecule: messenger RNA, 2865 nt
Organism: Erythranthe guttata (spotted monkey flower)
Lineage: Eukaryota; Viridiplantae; Streptophyta; Magnoliopsida; Lamiales; Phrymaceae
Product: ERD (early-responsive to dehydration stress) family protein
Cellular component (GO): plasma membrane
Molecular function (GO): calcium-activated cation channel activity
Source: RefSeq, a predicted model, not a curated record
UUUCUCUCUCUCAUCCCCUUUAUUUUGCUGUAAUUCUGUAGGUGUAAGUAUCGUGUAUGUAUAGGUGGGUGGCUUGUGGUUGAGUUUUAUCUAUGUGAAGGGAUUUUGUGAGGAAUGUUCUUUGGCUUGUGCUCAACUCCGAAGCAAUUCUAUUCACUACCCGAUCUGCAACUCUCAACCUUCUUCUUCUUCUUCUUCUUCUUCUUCUGUGCGAUAACUCCGAGUUAAUUUUUGGCUUCUUCUUUACCGUUUUUGGUGUCUGCACUACUGCUGCCAUUAUUAAUUACCGCGACGGAAGUCUAGUUAUUUCGUGUAGAGGCACGAUAUGGCGGACUUUAGGGAUAUAGGGCUUGCGGCAGGAGUAAAUAUCCUCAGUGCAUUGAUUUUCCUUAUAGCAUUUGCCAUCCUAAGGCUUCAGCCAUUUAAUGAUAGAGUAUAUUUCCCAAAAUGGUACCUCAAGGGUUUGAGAACUAGUCCAACACAAUCGGGUGCCUUUGCAAACAAAUUUGUCAAUUUGGACUGGAGAUCCUAUAUUAGAUUUCUAACUUGGGUGCCAGAGGCACUGAAAAUGCCAGAGCAAGAGCUCAUCGACCAUGCAGGGCUGGAUUCAGCAGUCUAUUUGAGAAUCUACUUGCUGGGACUCAAGAUUUUUGUUCCAGUGACAUUGCUUGCAUGGGCUAUCCUAGUGCCUGUCAACUGGACGAACAACACUCUUGCACAAUCAGCUGAUAAGCUUGAAUUCAGUAAUAUUGACAAACUUUCUAUUUCAAACAUUCCACUUGCAUCACAAAGGUUUUGGACUCAUGUAGUAAUGGCCUAUGCCUUUGCUGUUUGGACAUGCUAUACCUUGAAGAAGGAGUAUGAAACAGUUGCUACAAUGCGCUUACACUUUCUUGCUUCAGAAAAACGUCGUCCUGAUCAGUUUACGGUUCUUGUUAGAAAUGUGCCACCAGAUACAGAUGAAUCGGUGUCUGAAUGUGUGGAACAUUUUUUCUUGGUCAAUCAUCCGGAUCACUAUCUAACUCAUCAGGUUGUGAUCAAUGCCAAUAAACUUGCAAAACUUGUCAAGGAGAAAAAAAGUAAGCAGAAUUGGCUUGACUAUUACCAAAUAAAAUAUUCAAGAAAUCCAUUACAAAGACCAACGAGAAAGACUGGAUUCCUUGGCCUUUGUGGGGAUAAAGUGGAUGCAAUUGAGUAUCAGACAGCUGAAAUUGAAAGACUGUCAAAAGAAAUAGAUGAAGAGCGGGAGAGGGUAAAAACUGAUCCAAAAUGUAUAAUGCCAGCGUCGUUUGUCUCCUUUAAAACUCGGUGGGCUGCUGCUGUGUGUGCACAAACACAGCAAUCUCGAAACCCGACUUUGUGGUUAACAGAGUGGGCAUCGGAGCCACGUGAUAUUUACUGGGAUAAUCUGGCAAUUCCUUAUGUUUCUCUGACUGUCAGAAGGCUUAUUGUUGCUGUUUCUUUCUUCUUCCUUACGUUCUUCUUCGUGAUCCCCGUUACUGCCGUGCAAUCCCUUGCAAAUAUUGGGAGUAUUGAAAAGAAGGCACCAUUUCUUAGGCCAAUUGUUGAAGUACCUUUCAUCAAGUCCUUUAUCGAAGGUGUUUUACCUGGGAUUGCUUUGAAGAUUUUUCUUAUAGUGCUACCAACAAUAUUGAUGAUAAUGUCCAAAUUUGAGGGCUACUUGUCAAAAUCAUCCCUGGAGAGGAGAUCUGCCUUGAGAUACUACUUAUUCAACUUCAUAAAUGUUUUCCUUGUGAGUGUAAUAGCAGGAAGUGCACUUGAACAACUCAAGAAUUUUUCAAAGCUGGCCCCAGGAGAUAUUCCUAAAACAAUUGGUGUCGCAAUACCGAUGAAAGCAACUUUCUUUAUCACUUAUGUAAUGAUUGAUGGAUGGGCUGGUGUUGCUGGAGAGAUCUUAAGAUUGAAGCCGUUGAUAUUCUUUCAUCUAAAGAACUUCUUUCUGGUGAAGACUGAAAAGGAUAGAGAGGCAGCCAUGGAUGCUGGGAGCAUUGGCUUUAACACGGGCGAACCUCAAAUACAAUUGUAUUUUCUUCUAGGCCUCGUCUAUGCUGUGGUGACACCAAUUUUUCUUCCGUUCAUAUUGGUUUUCUUUGCACUGGCAUUUGUGGUGUAUCGCCACCAGAUCAUAAACGUAUACAAUCAAGAAUAUGAAAGUGCCGCAGCAUUUUGGCCAGCUGUACAUGGCCGUAUAAUGUUUGCCCUCAUCUUCUCACAGAUAGUUCUGAUAGGAUUAAUGAGUACAAAACGUGCCGUCACAACCACACCGUUCCUUAUUGCACUUCCAAUCAUGUCCUACUUUUUCCAUCUUUUCUGUAGAGGCCGCUUUGAACCAGCUUUUGUCAAUUACCCUCUACAGGAAGCAAUGAUGAAAGAUACACUGGAACGAGCAAGAGAACCGAACCUGAAUUUGAAAGGCUAUCUUCAAAAUUCAUAUGUGCACCCGGUUUUUAAAGAUGAAGAGGAAGAAGAAGACGAUGACCAUGUCAAUGGAAAAUACGAUGACAAUGCUGUAGUAGCCACCAAAAGACAGUCUCGAAGAAAUACACCAGCCCCAAGUAAAAUGAGUGGUGCAUCUUCUCCAUCGCUACCUGAUGUUGUUCCUGAAAUUUAAAUUCGGAGUUUUAAGCUAGAGCUUGGUGUAGUGAUUGUGUAAUUAAACGAGAGAAGAAAUAGCUUCAAUUUUUUUUUUAUUUUUUUUUUUGUGUGUAAGAUGAUACCAUGUGAGGCGAAUGUAAGGAUUUUUCGACUUUAAUAUGGUUGUAAUCCUAUUUGAUAUACACGGUGUAGGAUGUGAAUAUUACCCCCCACCACAUGAGCUUUAAUUCAGAAGUUUCACUGUUUGAU